Paramecium pentaurelia is the source of this 651-nucleotide messenger RNA. The record is from the annotation of a GenBank genome assembly. NCBI's taxonomy places the organism in Eukaryota, Ciliophora, Oligohymenophorea, Peniculida, Parameciidae.
AUGGGUAAUAAUUGUUAGUAAUCAAAUAAGACUGUAAAUUUAAAAGAAUAAGUGAUUAGCAUAAUUAUUUAUCAUAAAUUGAAGCUUCCUAACAAACAAAUUUUGCUUUAGCCAAUUUAGAAUUUAUCAUAAAAUUUAGAUACUUUUGAAGAAGACUUUUAUUAAAAUGAAUUUCUUUUAGAUUUCAUAAAUGAUGAUGUUACAAAUCAUUGUUCUCAUAAAAAAUAAAUAGAAAGCUUAGAUAAUAUUGAACAAAUUAUAAUGUAAUGUCCAACAUAAAGUUGUGUUUGUGAAUCAUAAAUUGAAUAUUAAAUUAAUCUAAACCUAAGUGAUGAUGAUCCUCUAAAUAAGGCAUUCAUAAGAUUAAAAAAAAAGAAAGAGAAAAGGCCUUAACAUAGGAAUAAGAAAUAAUUAAAAAAGCCAGUGUAGAUAAAGCUUGAAUUAAAAAGUAUUUUAAAAAACAAUAAGCCAAAUCAUUCAUCAUUAAGCAACAUCUCUAAUAAAAGUGCCAAGCUUUUGGUUAAAUUCAACCUUUCACCUUAUAAAAUUAAUUAAAAAAAUACAAAAUCUUUAUCUCCAAUACUUUUAACAGAUAAAUCGAAAAUAAAAAAUGUUUAAAUCAGAAGCAUGUAGCACUUUCCAUAUUUAUGA